AUGAAGGCGUCCGCCGUUUUAUGGCCAUCGCUCUGCGCGACCCUGGCCCGCGCAUCGUGGGUUCCCGUCGCGCCGGCGCUCUCUCCAGGCUUGGAACCGCGUUGGCGGGCCCAGAUCAACCGCCAUCAAGGAAACUCGAGCGGAGAGUGGCCUUACGGGCCGUUCAAAACUAGGGGCAGAGAUGUAGUCAACAGCCGCGGCGAAGUUAUCACUUGGGCUGGCGUGAACUGGCCAAUGAGUGGCGAGACGAUGAUCCCUGAGGGGUUGGAAUGGAAGUCUGCCGAGGCGAUCGUAGAUGACAUCGUCAGCGUCGGCUUCAACUAUAUCCGCAUGGGCUACGCAAUCCAGAUGGUCGACGAGAUCUACGAGCGGGGCGGCGAGGACGUGCCGCUGGAAGUGGCCAUGAUAGUGGCACUCGGGUACGAGAACGGCACGCGGGUGACGGACGAGAUCGUGGCGCGGAACCCGGGCUGGACGCGGCAGACGACGCGGUUCGAGAUCUGGUCAGACAUCACACGGAUCGCGGCGACGCGUGGCGUGUAUGUGCACCCAGACGUGCAUGUCAGCAAGGCGCAAUGGUGCUGCAGCCACACGGACGGCAACGCGUGGUUCGACGACGUGCACUUCGAGGCGGCGGCGUGGCGGCGGGGGCUCGCGUACGUGGCGACGUGGGCCCGAGACCACCCGAACGUGGUGUCGAUGUCGCUGCGCAACGAGCUACGCGAGUCAUGGAACCGCACGGCGCUGCAGUACAACUGGGUCACGCUCGUGGGGAACAUGAGCGCCGGCGCGGACGCGAUCCACGCCGCGAACCCGGACCUGCUGAUCUCGUGGUCCGGCAUGCAGUACGACCAGGACCUGUCGGCGCUGACGGCGCGCCGCAACCUGCUCUCGGCGCCGUGCUACCGCUGCACGGCGAUCCGCGACGCGGCGCGGCGGGCGCCGGCGUACUUCGACCUGGGCGCGCACCCGUGGGGCGACAAGGUGGUGUGGGAGCUGCACCUGUACCCGAUGAGCGAGGACGUGGACACGGGGACGUGCGAGGUGAUCGAGGCGGCGCUGUACCGGAACGGGUUCAACGCGCUGGGCAUCGCGGCGCCGUCGCCGGGGUGCGAGAUCCUGGCGGCCGGCGACGACGGCGCGAACCCGUGCGAGCCGGCGGCGCGGCUGACGCCGGUGCUCUUCUCCGAGUUCGGAAACGCGCAGGACGCGAGCCUGUACAGCAGCACAGUGCAGGAGUGCGUGCGCGCCUUCACGCGCCGCCACCGCGUCAGCUGGAUGAUGUGGAGCCUCGCCGGCAGCUACCGCGCGCGCUCCGGCGCCCAGGGCGUGCCCGACACCUGGGGCCUCACCUCCUACGACUGGUCCGCCUGGCGCGACCCGGAUACCAUCGAGAACUACUGGAAGCCCUGGGUCGCCAGCAUGAACGUGACCAAGUUUACGGGCUGA
Durotheca rogersii is the source of this 1449-nucleotide messenger RNA. Its product is annotated as glycoside hydrolase family 5 protein. NCBI's taxonomy places the organism in Eukaryota, Fungi, Ascomycota, Sordariomycetes, Xylariales, Xylariaceae. Bases 1 to 1449 code for a protein of 482 amino acids. The record is from RefSeq and is a predicted model, not a curated record. The transcript is spliced from 3 exons.